AUGUCGGGACAUCCGCAGGGAGGCCAUUACGACGAUGGCUACGGCCAUCAAGGCCAGGACGGCUAUUAUCAAGACGAUCAACAAGGCUACUACGACCAGGGCCAUGCUGGCGCCUACGGCCAGCACGGCGACUCCUAUUACGACCAGGACGGCUACUAUGACCAGGAAGGCCAAGGCCAGUACGCGCAGGACGGUUAUUACGACCAGGGCCAUGGCUAUCAAGACGAGUACUACAAUGAUCAAUACUACGACCAGUCAGGUCAAGGAGGUGCACGAGCCCGCGGCCCCGGUGGUUCCGAGGACGAUUCCGAGACUUUCAGCGAUUUCACAAUGAGGUCGGAUAUGGCACGCGCUGCGGACAUGGACUAUUACGGCCGCGCUGAUGGACGUUACGACAGCUACGCCGAAGGUGGACGUGGAUACCGCCCUCCGUCAUCACAGGUUUCGUACGGUGGCAACCGCAGCUCUGGCGCUUCCACCCCCAUCUACGGCAUGGACUACACCAAUGCUCUCCCCGCCGGCCAACGUUCGCGCGAGCCCUUCCCUGCCUGGAGCGCCGACUCCCAGAUCCCGCUUUCAAAGGAGGAAAUUGAGGAUAUCUUCAUGGAUUUGACGGCCAAGUUCGGUUUCCAGAGGGACAGCAUGCGCAACAUGUACGACCACCUCAUGACGCAGCUCGACUCUCGUGCCUCUCGCAUGAGCCCUAACCAGGCUCUUCUUUCCCUUCACGCCGACUACAUUGGUGGUGACAACGCAAACUAUCGCCGUUGGUACUUCGCUGCCCACCUCGAUAUGGACGAUGCGGUCGGUUUCGCGAACAUGAAGCUUGGUGGUGGAAGCCGGAAGACCCGCAAGGCACGCAAGGCGGCUCAGAAGAAGGCCAGCCAGGAUCCCGGGAAUGAGGAGCAGGCUCUCGAGGCCUACGAGGGUGACAACAGCUUGGAAGCUGCCGAGUACAGGUGGAAGAGCAGGAUGAACAAGAUGUCUCAGCACGACCGUGCCAGACAGCUUGCUCUCUAUCUUCUGUGCUGGGGUGAGGCCAACCAGGUCCGCUUCAUGCCCGAGAUCAUUUGCUUCAUUUUCAAGUGCUGCGAUGACUUCUACAACUCGCCCGCCUGCCAGAACCGUGUGGAGCCUGUUGAGGAGUUCACUUAUCUCAACACCAUCAUCACGCCCCUGUACACGUUCUGCAGAGACCAAGGCUACGAAAUCCAGGAAGGUAAAUACGUGCGUCGUGAGCGUGAUCACGACCAGAUCAUUGGUUACGACGACAUGAACCAGCUUUUCUGGUACCCCGAGGGUAUUGAGCGCAUCGUGCUCGAGGACAAGUCUCGCCUGGUCGAUUUGCAGCCUGGUGAGCGUUACGAGAAGCUCAAGGAUGUCAACUGGAAGAAGGUGUUCUUCAAGACCUACAGGGAGACUCGUUCCUGGUGGCAUCUGCUCACCAACUUCAACCGCAUUUGGGUCAUUCACUUGACAUUCUUCUGGUUCUACACGGCUUACAACUCUCCGACUUUCUACACCAAGAACUACCAGCAGCAACUGAACAACAAGCCCAACCCCGCUGCUCAGUGGUCCGCGGUCGCUCUCGGUGGUACUCUCGCUUCUCUUAUCAUGAUCGGUGCUACUCUCUGCGAGUGGGCUUACGUUCCUCGCAAGUGGGCUGGUGCUCAGCAUCUUACCAAGCGUCUGUUCUUCCUGCUCGGUGUUUUCGCUGUCAACGUGGGCCCUGCGGUCUACAUUUUCGGUGUCAACCAAAAGGGUAAGAUCGCGCUUGUUCUGGGUAUCGUCGAGUUCCUGAUCGCCGUUGCCACGUUGAUCUUCUUCUCCUUCAUGCCGCUUGGUGGUCUUUUCGGAAGCUACCUGAGAAAGAACUCCCGCCAGUAUGUCGCCAGCGCAACUUUCACCGCCAGCUACCCGCGUCUGUCGGGCAACGACAUGUGGAUGUCGUAUGGUCUGUGGGUUGUUGUUUUCGGUGCCAAGCUCGCUGAGUCGUACUUCUUCUUGACGCUCUCGUUCAGAGAUCCCAUUCGGGUUCUAUCCACGAUGAAGCUCAGCAAGUGUCUUGGCGACCAGCUUCUGGGUUCGUCGGCCGACAUCCUCUGCAAGAGGCAGCCGCAGAUUCUCCUUGGCCUGAUGUUCUUCACCGAUCUCUGCCUGUUCUUCUUGGAUACUUACCUUUGGUACAUCAUCUGGAACAUGUUGUUCUCCGUCGCCAGGUCUUUCUACCUUGGUAUCUCUAUCUGGACGCCUUGGAGGAACAUUUUCUCGCGCCUUCCCAAGCGUAUUUACUCCAAGGUCCUGGCCACGACUGACAUGGAAAUCAAGUACAAGCCCAAGGUCCUGAUCUCUCAGAUCUGGAAUGCCAUCGUCAUUUCCAUGUACCGUGAGCACUUGCUCGCCAUUGAUCACGUCCAGAAGUUGCUCUACCACCAGGUUCCUUCCGAGCAGGAGGGCAAGAGGACUCUGCGUGCGCCUACCUUCUUCGUCUCGCAGGAAGAUCACUCUUUCAAGACCGAGUUCUUCCCUGCUGCUAGCGAGGCUGAGCGCCGUAUCUCUUUCUUCGCGCAGUCCCUGUCCACCCCCAUUCCCGAGCCUCUCCCGGUUGACAACAUGCCGACCUUCACUGUUAUGAUUCCCCACUACGGUGAGAAGAUUCUUCUUUCGCUCAGGGAAAUCAUUCGUGAGGAUGAGCCGUACUCUCGCGUUACCCUUCUGGAAUACCUCAAGCAGCUUCACCCGGUUGAGUGGGACUGCUUCGUCAAGGACACCAAGAUUUUGGCGGACGAGACCUCCCAAUUCAACGGCGACUCCGAGAAGACUGAGAAGGACACCCAAAAGGCCAAGAUCGACGACCUUCCGUUCUACUGCAUUGGUUUCAAGUCGGCAGCUCCGGAGUACACUCUCCGCACUCGUAUCUGGGCUUCCCUUCGCUCGCAGACCCUGUACCGUACCAUCUCCGGUUUCAUGAACUACAGCCGUGCGAUCAAGCUUCUCUACCGUGUCGAAAACCCUGAGGUCGUCCAGAUGUUCGGUGGCAACUCCGACAAGCUCGAGCGUGAGCUUGAGCGUAUGGCUCGCCGCAAGUUCAAGAUCUGCGUUUCUAUGCAGCGUUACGCCAAGUUCACCAAGGAGGAGAGAGAGAACACCGAGUUCCUUCUCCGUGCUUACCCCGACCUUCAAAUUGCCUACCUUGACGAGGAGCCGCCGGCGAACGAGGGCGAGGACCCCCGCAUCUACUCUGCUCUCAUCGACGGUCACUGCGAGAUUAUGGAGAACUCCAUGCGUCGUCCCAAGUUCCGGGUUCAGCUCUCUGGCAACCCCAUUCUUGGUGACGGCAAGUCCGACAACCAGAACCACGCUAUCAUCUUCUACCGUGGCGAGUACAUCCAGCUGGUCGACGCUAACCAGGACAACUACCUGGAGGAGUGUCUGAAGAUCCGUUCCGUCCUGGCCGAGUUCGAGGAGAUGACCACCGACAACGUUUCGCCUUACACUCCCGGUCUUCCUCCCACGAACUUCAACCCUGUUGCCAUUCUCGGUGCUCGCGAGUACAUUUUCUCUGAGAACAUCGGUAUUCUUGGUGACGUCGCUGCCGGAAAGGAACAGACGUUCGGUACUAUGUUCGCUCGUACGCUGGCUCAGAUUGGUGGCAAGCUCCAUUAUGGUCACCCCGAUUUCUUGAACGGUAUCUUCAUGUGUACCCGUGGUGGUGUCUCGAACGCUCAGAAGGGUCUCCAUCUGAACGAGGAUAUUUACGCCGGUAUGCGUGCCCUUCUCCGUGGUGGUAGGAUCAAGCAUUGCGAGUACUACCAGUGCGGUAAGGGUCGUGAUUUGGGUUUCGGUUCCGUCUUGAACUUCACCACCAAGAUUGGUACUGGUAUGGGUGAGCAGAUGCUUUCUCGCGAGUACUACUACUUGGGAACUCAGCUGCCUCUCGACCGUUUCCUCUCGUUCUACUACGCUCAUCCGGGUUUCCACAUCAACAACUUGUUCAUUAUGUUGUCGGUGCAGUUCUUCAUGUUCACGGUCCUCCACUUGGGUGCUCUGAACCACGAGACCAUCGUCUGCAAGUAUGACAAGAACAAGCCCAUCACGGACCCUCUCUACCCCACCGGUUGCGCCAACCUCGAGCCCAUCUUCGACUGGGUUACUCGUUGCGUCGUUUCCAUUUUCAUCGUCAUCAUCAUUGCCUUCAUUCCUCUUACCGUCCAGGAGCUUACUGAGCGUGGCGCUUGGCGUGCGGCUACUCGUCUGGCGAAGCACUUCUCGUCGCUCUCGCCCAUGUUCGAGGUGUUCGUCUGUCAGAUCUACGCCAACGCUCUGUACUCCAACUUGUCGUUCGGUGGUGCCCGUUACAUCGGUACCGGUCGUGGUUUCGCCACUGCGCGUAUCCCCUUCGGUAUCCUGUACUCCAGAUUUGCGGGUCCGUCCAUCUACCUGGGUGCUAGGUCUCUGAUGAUGCUGCUUUUCGCUACGAUGACCAUUUGGGACGCAUGGUGUGUGUACUUCUGGGUCUCCCUGCUGGCACUCUGCAUUUCGCCGUUCCUGUUCAACCCUCACCAGUUCUCCUGGGACGACUUCUUCAUCGACUACCGCGAGUACCUCAGGUGGCUGUCUCGUGGCAACACCCGUUCGCACAGCGCGUCCUGGAUCGGCUUCUGCCGUCUGUCCAGAACUCGUAUCACUGGUUUCAAGAGGAAGGCUCUUGGUGACCCGUCUUCCAAGCUCUCCGGCGACAUCCCCCGUGCCAAGUUCACCAACAUGUUCUGGAGUGAGAUGGUCGGUCCUCUGGUUCUGGUCGCUAUUACUGCCAUUCCCUACCUCUUCAUCAACGCCCAGACUGGUGUCAGUGAUGCGGAACAGAAGGACGGCGCCGACGACCCGAAGGCUACCAACUCGAUCAUUCGUCUGUGCCUGUGCGCCUUUGGACCCGUCGCCCUCAACGCUGGUGUCGCCGGUAUGUUCUUCGGUAUGGCCUGUUGUAUGGGUCCCGUCUUGAGCAUGUGCUGCAAGAAGUUUGGUGCCGUUCUGGCUGCUAUUGCUCACGCUUUUGCUGUCGUCGGCAUCAUCAUCUUCUUUGAGGUGAUGUUCUUCUUGGAGGGCUGGAGCUUCUCCAAGGCGCUGUCCGGUCUCAUCGCGAUGGCAGCCAUCCAGCGCUGGUUCUACAAGCUCAUCGUCGCUCUUGCACUCACUCGUGAGUUCAAGUCGGACACUGCCAACAUCGCCUGGUGGACUGGUAAGUGGUACGCCAUGGGCUGGCACACUCUGUCGCAGCCCGGCCGUGAGUUCCUCUGCAAGAUCACCGAGUUGGGCAUGUUCGCCGGCGACUUCUGUCUCGGCCACCUUCUGCUCUUCAUCAUGCUGCCUCCUCUCUGCAUUCCGUACGUCGACAAGCUGCACUCGAUUAUGCUCUUCUGGCUCCGCCCCAGUCGUCAAAUCCGUCCGCCUAUCUACUCGUUGAAGCAGAGCAAGCUUCGCAAGCGCCGUGUCAUCCGUUACUCGAUCCUUUACUUCUUCCUGCUCUUGAUCUUCGUCCUGCUCAUCGCCGGACCGUUGGUGGCCAGCAAGUUCCUUACGUCGCUGCCUGAUAUUCCCAUGGACCUUGUCCAGCCGACGGGCCUCAACAACAACGAUACCAAGGGCACUUCGGAGACGGGUACCGGUGCGGCCGGAGGCGCAGCUGCAACGGGUGCCGCCGACUCGACGGCGGCGUCAACGGCCAAGCGUCUUAUGUUCGCGCGGGCGUACUAA
Molecule: messenger RNA, 5754 nt
Organism: Diplodia corticola
Lineage: Eukaryota; Fungi; Ascomycota; Dothideomycetes; Botryosphaeriales; Botryosphaeriaceae
Exons: 3
Coding region: 1-5754 (1917 amino acids)
Biological process (GO): fungal-type cell wall polysaccharide biosynthetic process; (1->3)-beta-D-glucan biosynthetic process
Cellular component (GO): 1,3-beta-D-glucan synthase complex; plasma membrane
Molecular function (GO): 1,3-beta-D-glucan synthase activity
Source: RefSeq, a predicted model, not a curated record